This is a messenger RNA of Oncorhynchus tshawytscha (Chinook salmon), 1004 nucleotides long. Its product is annotated as dynein light chain 2, cytoplasmic. Lineage: Eukaryota; Metazoa; Chordata; Actinopteri; Salmoniformes; Salmonidae. Gene Ontology annotation, biological process: microtubule-based process; cilium assembly. Gene Ontology annotation, molecular function: dynein intermediate chain binding; dynein light intermediate chain binding. The transcript has 4 exons. Bases 244 to 513 code for a protein of 89 amino acids. Gene Ontology annotation, cellular component: cytoplasmic dynein complex. The record is from RefSeq and is a predicted model, not a curated record.
CGCGGGGGGAGUCGGAAUAGCUAAUCAGAUCGUCAAUGCAGUGCGGGGGGGCGUGGCAUGUAAGUAACCGGUAAACACAGAACUCCGCUCGAAACACGCACAACGGAGGUGAGAAAGAUAGACGUCCAGACAGAAUUGCGUUGUUCAGCGCGUCUACUAAGCACAAGCAACAGCAGCAAGAGGGAUAAACGCCUCUGCCGAAUGAAUUCUGAGUACCAAGUCAUUCAUUAUUGACCAGUCAUCAUGACCGACAGGAAGGCUGUCAUAAAGAAUGCCGACAUGUCAGAGGACAUGCAGCAGGAUGCUGUGGACUGUGCCACUCAGGCCAUGGAGAAAUACAACAUUGAGAAGGACAUCGCUGCUUACAUCAAGAAGGAGUUUGACAAGAAGUACAACCCCACGUGGCAUUGCAUUGUGGGUAGAAACUUUGGCAGCUACGUGACGCAUGAAACCAAACACUUCAUCUACUUCUACCUGGGCCAGGUGGCCAUCCUGCUCUUCAAGUCUGGUUGAACCCCUACACCUUAACCGCUACUCCCUAACCACCUGACCACCUACCUGGGUCAUCCUCCAGCUCUCUCUCCUCCUGUCUCCACUGACCGAGGCAGGCCGCUACUCCUCCCCUGGAUUGUGAUACAUUGAUGGUUGUGGCCACACACACAUUGAAGAGUUCUAGAUGAUUCUCCAUUGUGUCUGUGGGGUGCUGCAUGGGCCAUGUACAUGGUGUGUAUCUGUUGCAGUAUAAUUAACAUGAUGGGAUACACCCUGUCCCUAUACACUAUUCCUUAUGUAGUGCACUACUUUUGACCAGGGCUCAUAGGGAAUAGGGGGCAUUUGGGACACAACUAAUGACUACAUGUGUAUAUUUUGCAGUAUGAGAAUUGCUACUCACAGAGUUGCUGAAGGCCUACAAAGUAGAGAUUAUUAUGUUACGUUUUUGUUUUUCUUUGCACUGCUGUAUAAAAUGCUUUGACUGUUGGUUCAUAAAGAUUUGUUCAACACUA